AUGAAAUCAAACAACUCAAAAGAAAUUCCUGGGCAUAUAUACAAGGGACAGUUCUGUGAUAGAUCACCGGAUAUUCGACCUGCUGGUGUAAUUUAUGCUAAACCUGAUGAUAGUGUUAAAAAGACAUUAGAAUGGUAUACAAUCGAAGAACACUUGGAAGCUUUGAAACAUGAUGCUGGAAUUUAUCAUGAAACCUCUGAAUGCCCUCCAAAACCUUUAAAGAGAAAUGUUCGCACGCGUGGAUUAUGUACUCAAAUAAGUGAGCUUCUUCAACCGGGUGAUAUAAAUACUUUUGAACAUUUAAAAACUGAAUUAAAAGAAACUGCCUAUGCAUCGUACUGGAAUAAACCAUUAGGGAGGGCACGAGAUAAAGUUACGGAUUUACCAAUUGGAAUUGAUAUUUUAAAAACUACUUUUGGUAUUAAAGGCACCCGAGACAGUAUUUAUGAUGCAAUCCCACGUAAGACUAAAGAAGAAAUUGAAGAAGAUUCCAAAGUUGGUCAUGAAAACUAUAUAAAAUCUCACAACGGGUAUUGGGCGGAAGAACAAAUAAAUCGCAAUUACACUGGUGCUUUCAAAAAAAAUAAUGUGUUUGGAAAGGCCACACACUGUGAUCCAAACGGAAAAGUUACGAAAAAAUGUUUAAAAUGGUUUAAUAAUCAAAAUUUAACUGUUGCUAAUAUUAGACAGAUUGAAUGGGAACGUCGAAACAAACCUCGUAUAGGAAAAGUUUUAGAACCAAAUAACAAUGCCAGUCGUGUUCCUCCUGAUUACGUGUUUGGAGUAACUUCGGUAGCUGACGCAUAUGAUGUUCGCAGUUCAAUAAACGAAUGUAGUAGUUUUUCAUUAGAAAAUGAAUUUAAAUUUUGCUUAAAGCAUAUUAACAAAGUUCGAACACUUUUACAAAAAAGAUUUCCAAAAUUCAAUUUCCGUGAUUUAUAUGACUCAAUGCGAUAUUACGAUCAGAAGGACAAAACCGGAUGGCUUCCUAAAGAUAUUGUUUACCAUGUAUGUAAUGAAUAUAAUGUCUCAUUUGAUCGAUGUAAAAUUGAAAAUUUACUUAAGUAUUUCAAAAUAUUACAAGAUGAUAAAUACAAUAUUGAAAAAUUUGUAAAUAUUUUAAAUAAAUCUGUUGAAUUCCCAUACCUAUCUGUAAUGCCAGCAAUACCACCAGAACAACAACAUUAUCAAACAACAACUCAAGCAUCGUACAGAAUCGAUAACACUUGUGAUGAAUUAAACUUACCAGCAGCUGGGAUACGAACAAUUCGACAUGAACAUGUUACCCCCACUAUUAUUGAAGGUGGUUGUAAGGCUUAUUUUGAACAUUUAGGUGCAGAAUCGACAACAAGAUCUGCCAUUAAUCCGUCAAUACAGACUAUUUACGAUGUAACACAUAGAGAUUAUCUCAAGUAUCGACCUAAAGAACAGAUAAAAAAUAUUUUUAAAAGUUUUCUUGAAAUGUCUGAUGCACAUUUUGAUUUUUUAUGGGCCGAAGCAGAAAAAUUGGAUAAUGGUCAAGUCAAUGUUCAAAUGAUACGCGAUUUACUGAAAAAAUAUGCUAAAAUAUAA
Chrysoperla carnea is the source of this 1572-nucleotide messenger RNA. Its product is annotated as EF-hand domain-containing family member B-like. Lineage: Eukaryota; Metazoa; Arthropoda; Insecta; Neuroptera; Chrysopidae. The transcript is spliced from 10 exons. Bases 1 to 1572 code for a protein of 523 amino acids. The record is from RefSeq and is a predicted model, not a curated record.